ACUUCUGCUCACACGUUAACUCACAGGCGCGUUACGGGAGCGGUUGGAGCGAAACUCCAAAGCAAGUUGUUGAGCAUCAGCUGGUGAUUUAAGCCGUUUGAUGAGAGUGAAGUUCCGUAAUGAGAUUUUUAAAAGAAACACGGAGAGCUUUCAAUUAAGGAUUUCCCCUCUUUGAGCCGCUGCAGACUGAGAGCGAUUCUGGGAAGAUGACGGUGACCUAACUUUACGUCCUAGGAUCCAAUCGUUUAGUUUCUUUUUUGGUGAAUUAACACAAAUGAAAAGUGUGUAAACUCGGAGGCUCUGAGCUGAAGCCCACCGGACGCAGGGAGCGUGAACCCCAGCGGCUCGUCGGGAUGGCGCGCCUGUUGAACUGCCUGCUGCUGGGAUAUCUGACCUGGAAUCUCCGGAUAUCGGAUGCUCAGGGGGAGUACUGCCACGGGUGGCUGGACUCAAAUGGAAAUUAUCACGAGGGUUUCCAGUGUCCGGAGGAUUUUGACACCAUGGACGCCACAGUUUGCUGCGGCUCCUGCGCGCUGCGCUACUGCUGCGCCGCAGCGGACGCACGGCUGGACCAGGGCAUCUGCACCAACGACAGGGAGGUGGAUAACACCGAGUUUGCAGCGCAGCCCAUCUACGUGCCCUUCCUGAUGGUGGGGAGCAUCUUCAUCGCCUUCAUCAUAGUUGGCUCACUGGUGGCCGUCUACUGCUGCACGUGUCUCAGGCCCAAGCAGCCGACCCAGCAGCCCAUUCGCUUCUCUUUACGCAGCUGCCAGGGGGAAACCAUCCCCAUGAUCCUUACCACGGCUCCCCCAAGCCUGCGAGCGCCAUCGCGGCAAUCCAGCACGGCCACCACCAGCUCCAGUUCAGCCGGAGGAGGAAGCUCCAUGCGGAGGUUUUCUCUCGGAGGUCAGGGGCAGCAGCACGGCUGCCUGGUAUCAGCCACCGUCUCAUCGUCAGCCUCCACUCCCACCCAGACCCCACAGACUCUUCUUCCACCUCCCCCCUACACAUCCCCACCAGCACCCAUGACAGGAGGGAUCCAGCACCCGCUGCCUUCAUCCCACACCCAGUUGCAGCUCCAUCAGCCCCCGAUGGCCACUCACUCAUCCCAGAACACCAGCUUCCUUCUCCCCCAGCAGUACUUCUUCCCUCUGCAGCCUGACGCCUUCACGGCAACCAAGGGCUUCGCUGACUUUGGACAGAGCUGACAGGGCUCUCAGCACGGGAAAUAGAGGAUUACACAAUUUUUAGUGGGCAGGAUGCGACCUGUCACAGACAGAAACACGCCAGACAAGGCUGGUGCCAGAGAAGCUAUGCAUGAGGCCCGGCCAAUUGGCCGCAGAGCGAGUUGCUGGAGGGUAGGCACAAAGCGUGACAGAGCUGCUGUGGUCGACCAGCCCGAGGUACUUCCCCGUCUGC
Neolamprologus brichardi is the source of this 1419-nucleotide messenger RNA. RefSeq names its product shisa family member 3 (gene shisa3). NCBI's taxonomy places the organism in Eukaryota, Metazoa, Chordata, Actinopteri, Cichliformes, Cichlidae. The record is from RefSeq and is a predicted model, not a curated record.